AUGGCCAAUGAAGAAUUUCUCGGACUUUACACUGGAUUUCAAGCUCCCAAUGUCACCUUAAACUCAAGCUCAUUCCGUGGACAACGUAAUAUCAAAUCUUUUAGGUACCAAGACCUGUCUGAAACUGAUGUUCCGACUAGAAUUGACUGGAGGGAACAAGGUGCUGUUACCCCCGUCAAGGAACAAGGACAAUGCCGUUCUUGUUGGGCAUUUUCAGCAGUGGCAGCUAUUGAGGGCAUUACCAAAAUCAAUAGUAACCAAUUGAUUUCACUGUCCGAGCAACAACUUGUGGACUGUAACAGAGAUCAAAUUAACAAGGGCUGCGGUGGUGGUAAUAUGGAAGAUGCCUUUAAAUACAUAAAUGACAACGGAGGAAUCACUAGUGAAGAAAACUACCAAUACAAGGGUGCAGAAGAGACAUGUGACACUACUAAGACGACUGAAUAUGCUGCCAAGAUAAACGGUUAUGAAAUGGUUCCUCCCAAUAGCGAAAAUGAUCUACUGAAGGCCGUGGCCAAGCAACCAGUCUCAGUUGCCAUUGAUGCCGAUGGAGAUGAAUUUAGGGCAUACGCAAGUGGGGUAUUUUCUGGUAAUUGCGGGACAAACCUAACCCAUGCUGUUACAAUCGUUGGGUUCGGAACGACUGAAGAAGGCACCAACUAUUGGUUAGUGAAGAAUUCAUGGGGCGAAACCUGGGGUGAAAAGGGCUACGUGAGAAUUCUUCGAAAUGCUGGUCCUCCAGGAGGUUUGUGUGGCAUUGCUAUGUACCCUUCUUAUCCAACUGCAUCAGCUAUGGCACCCGCUCCCUCACCACUGUAG
This is a messenger RNA of Rosa chinensis, 819 nucleotides long. Its product is annotated as ervatamin-B-like. Gene Ontology annotation, molecular function: cysteine-type endopeptidase activity. Lineage: Eukaryota; Viridiplantae; Streptophyta; Magnoliopsida; Rosales; Rosaceae. The record is from RefSeq and is a predicted model, not a curated record. Gene Ontology annotation, cellular component: lysosome. The transcript has 2 exons. Bases 1 to 819 code for a protein of 272 amino acids.